This is a messenger RNA of Melospiza melodia melodia, 4496 nucleotides long. RefSeq names its product neurofascin (gene NFASC). Gene Ontology annotation, molecular function: cell-cell adhesion mediator activity. NCBI's taxonomy places the organism in Eukaryota, Metazoa, Chordata, Aves, Passeriformes, Passerellidae. The coding region runs from base 221 to 4315 and encodes 1364 amino acids. The transcript has 32 exons. Gene Ontology annotation, biological process: cell-cell adhesion; brain development; axon guidance. Gene Ontology annotation, cellular component: plasma membrane; axon. The record is from RefSeq and is a predicted model, not a curated record.
GCCGCGGGAUCCGCAUCCUCCCGCAGCCGCUGCCGGGGAUCGAUCUGCGUCGGGAAGAGCGGGGAAAGUGCUGAAUCAUUGGGAUCCCGGCUCUCCACGGCCGCGAGGAGCUCGGGAAUGGGCUGAGGAUCCCUCUGCACGUGCCACCACCCCAGGGGACACUCCAAAGUCACUCCAAGGGACAUCCCAAGGUCCUGAGGUCACACAGGGAAGCUCCAAGAUGAUCCCGAGGAGAGCCCAGGUCACCUGCGCCGGAAUUGCCUUCGCCCUCUGCCUCCAGCACCUCGUCAGCGCCAUCGAGGUCCCCCUGGACCCAAAUAUCCAGAGUGAAUUGCCGCAGCCCCCCACGAUCACCAAGCAAUCCAUCAAGGAUUACAUCGUGGAUCCCAGGGAUAACAUCUUCAUCGAAUGCGAAGCCAAAGGCAACCCCGUUCCCAUCUUCUCCUGGACGCGGAAUGGGAAGUUCUUCAACGUGGCCAAGGAUCCCAAGGUGUCCAUGAGGAGGAGAUCGGGGACUUUGGUCAUUGAUUUCCACAGUGGGGGCCGGCCCGAUGACUACGAGGGCGAGUACCAGUGCUUCGCCAGGAACGACUACGGCACGGCCCUUUCCAGCAAAAUCCACCUCCAGGUUUCCAAAUCUCCACUGUGGCCCAAGGAAAAGGUGGAUGUGAUCGAGGUGGACGAGGGGGCCCCGCUGAGCCUGCAGUGCAAUCCCCCACCCGGCCUCCCCGAGCCUGUCAUCUUCUGGAUGAGCAGCUCCAUGGAGCCGAUCCCGCAGGACAAGCGCGUGUCCCAAGGCCACAACGGGGACCUUUACUUCUCCAAUGUGCUGGCGCAGGACGCGCUGACCGACUACAGCUGCAACGCCCGCUUCCACUUCACCCACACCAUCCAGCAGAAGAACCCCUACACCCUCAAGGUCAAAACCAAGAAGUCCCAUAACGAAACGUCCUUAGGAAAUUCCCCCGCCAUGUACCGCGCCCGAGGGAUCUCAGAAACCACUCCCAGCUUCAUGUAUCCCUAUGGAACUUCCAGCAGCCAGAUGGUGCUCCGAGGGGUGGAUCUCCUGCUGGAAUGCAUCGCCUCCGGAGUACCAGCGCCGGACAUCAUGUGGUACAAGAAAGGCGGGGAGCUCCCGGUGGGUAAAACCAAGCUGGAGAACUUCAACAAGGCCCUGCGCAUCUCCAACGUGUCCGAGGAGGACUCCGGGGAAUAUUUCUGCCUGGCCUCCAACAAGAUGGGCAGCAUCCGCCACACCAUCUCCGUGAGAGUGAAGGCUGCUCCCUACUGGCUGGAUGAGCCGGAGAACCUGAUCCUGGCCCCCGGUGAGGACGGCAGGCUCGUGUGCCGGGCCAACGGCAACCCCAAACCGUCCAUCCAGUGGCUGGUGAAUGGAGAGCCCAUUGAAUCGUCUCCCCCCAACCCAAGCCGGGAGGUGGCCGGGGACACCAUCGUGUUCCGGGACACGCAGAUCGGCAGCAGCGCCGUGUACCAGUGCAACGCGUCCAACGAGCACGGCUACCUGCUGGCCAACGCCUUCGUCAGCGUGCUGGAUGUUCCCCCCCGGAUCUUGGGCCCCCGGAACCAGCUGAUCAGGGUGAUCCAAAACAACAGGACGCGUCUGGAUUGUCCCUUUUUCGGGUCCCCCAUCCCCACCCUGCGCUGGUUUAAGGACGGCCAGGGGAACACGCUGGAUGGAGGCAACUACAAAGCCUACGAGAACGGGAGCUUGGAGAUGUUCAUGGCUCGGAAGGAGGACCAGGGACUCUACACCUGCGUGGCCACCAACAUCCUGGGGAAAGCUGAGGCCCAGGUCCGCCUGGAGGUCAAAGACCCCACCAGGAUCGUGAGGGGCCCCGAGGACCAGGUGGUGACGAAGGGCACCAUGCUCCGGCUCCACUGCCGCGUCAGGCACGACCCCACGCUGCGGCUCAUGGUCAGCUGGCUCAAGGACGAUGCCCCCCUGUACCUGGGGAACAGGAUGAAGAAGGAAGAGGAUGGUCUGAUGAUCUAUGGAGUGACUGAGAAGGACCAGGGCGAUUACACGUGUGUGGCCAACACGGAGCUGGACAAGGACUUGGCCAAGGCCUAUCUCACCGUGCUGGCCAUCCCCGCUAAUCGGUUGAGAGAUUUACCCAAAGCACGACCUGACCAGCCCCGGGACUUGGAGCUGACGGAUCUGGCUGAGAGGAGCGUGCGGCUGACGUGGAUCCCUGGCGAUGACAACAACAGCCCCAUCACAGGCUACAUCGUGCAGUUCGAGGAGGAUCGCUUCCAGCCCGGAGUGUGGCACGACCACUCCAGGUACCCCGGGAGCGUCAACUCGGUGGUGCUGAGCCUGUCGCCGUACGUGAAUUACCAAUUCCGGGUGAUCGCCGUCAACGACGUGGGCAGCAGCGUGCCCAGCGCGCCCUCCGAGCGCUACCAGACCAACGGGGCACGUCCUGAAAUAAAUCCAACGGGAGUUCAAGGGGCAGGGACCCAAAAAAACAACAUGGAGAUAACGUGGACCCCUCUGAACGCAACUCAGGCUUACGGGCCCAACCUCAGGUACAUCGUGCGGUGGCGGCGGCGGGACCCGCGCGGGAGCUGGUACAACGAGACCGUGCGGAGCGCGCGGCACGUGGUGUGGAACACGCCCAUCUUCGUCCCCUACGAGAUCAAGGUGCAGGCUGAGAACGACUUUGGCAGAGCCCCCGAGCCCGACACCUACAUUGGAUACUCCGGGGAGGAUUAUCCCAAGGCUGCGCCCACGGAUGUCAGGAUCAGAGUGUUAAACAGCACUGCCAUAGCUCUGACCUGGACCCGGGUGCACCUGGACACCAUCCAGGGACAGCUCAGGGAGUACCGAGCCUAUUUCUGGAGAGACAGCAGCUUGCUGAAGAACCUGUGGGUCUCCAAAAAACGGCAGUUUGUGAGUUUUCCUGGAGACCGCAACCGGGGCGUCGUGUCCCGGCUGUUCCCUUACAGCAACUACAAGCUGGAGAUGGUGGUCACCAACGGCCGGGGGGACGGGCCCCGCAGCGAAAUGAAGGAAUUCCGCACCCCUGAAGGAGUGCCCAGCGCCCCCAGGUACCUGCGGAUCCGACAGCCCAACCUGGAAAUCAUCAACCUGGAGUGGGAUCACCCUGAGCACCCCAACGGCAUCAUCACGGGAUACACCCUCCAAUACACACCCUUUAACGGGUCCCGGAUGGGCAGGACGGUGGUGGAGAACCUGUCCCCCAACCAGACGAGGUUCACCCUGCAGAGGUCAGACCCCAUCUCCCGCUACCGCUUCAGGCUGCGCGCCCGCACCCAGGUGGGAGAGGGAGAGAUCCUGAUGGAGGAUUCGCCGGCGCUGCUGGAUGAAGCCACGCCAAGCCCAGAGGCAACUGGGCCGCCUCCAACCACAGUGGAGGAAACCAGUGCAGAAACCAGUCCUGAAACCACUCCUGAAACCAGCCCUACAACCAGUCCUACAACCACCCCAACCACCACCGACACCACAACCACAACAACCACCACCACAACAACCACAACCACCACCAGCACCGCCGCCAGCACCGCCGCCAGCACCAGCGCCGCUGCCGAGAGGGCUCCGGCAGCCACCACCAGGCACGAGUUGGCCGCCAAUGGAUCGUCCAUAUGGGACAUCAGAGCCAUGGCAAACAGUAACUGGGCAAACAUCACCUGGAGCCACAAUUUCUCGGCAGGAACUGACUUUGUGGUUAAGUAUAUCACCAGUAACAAGACAGAGAAAUCAAUACCCGUUAAGGCUCAGGGCCCGUCCUCGGUGCAGCUGGCGGAUCUGACGCCGGGGAUGAUGUACAAGCUGUGGGUGUUCCCCAUAUGGUCCCACCCCAGCGAGCACUCGUACAUUACCUUUACCACCAGCUCAGCCUACACCAAGAACCAGGUGGACAUCGCCACGCAGGGCUGGUUCAUCGGCCUCAUGUGCGCCAUCGCCCUCCUGGUGCUCAUCCUCCUCAUCGUCUGCUUCAUCAAGAGGAGCCGUGGCGGGAAGUAUCCAGUGCGGGACAACAAGGACGAGCACCUCAAUCCCGAGGACAAGAACGUGGAGGACGGAUCCUUCGACUACAGCGAUGAAGACAACAAACCUCUUCCCAACAGCCAGACCUCGCUGGACGGGACGAUAAAGCAGCAGGAGAGUGACGACAGCUUGGUGGACUACGGCGAAGGGGGCGAGGGCCAGUUCAACGAGGACGGCUCCUUCAUCGGCCAGUACACGGUCAAGAAGGACAAAGAGGAGACCGAGGGCAACGAGAGCUCCGAGGCCACGUCCCCCGUCAAUGCCAUUUAUUCCUUGGCAUAGCAAAAAAAACACGCCGGGAUAAAACACCCAGAGCCCGAGGGGUUCGGAGCGGGCGGGGGUUCCGCCGGCAGCCGCCGCCGCCGCUGCCUCCGACAGGAAAGGGAAUCGAGCGAGGACUGAAAAAAACAAAACAAAACAAAAAAAAUAGAGAAAAAAAUUAAAAAUAGCAAAAAAAUACAAA